Molecule: messenger RNA, 756 nt
Organism: Notechis scutatus (mainland tiger snake)
Lineage: Eukaryota; Metazoa; Chordata; Lepidosauria; Squamata; Elapidae
Source: RefSeq, a predicted model, not a curated record
ACGGCUCCCGACGGCUGGAAGAACUCGGUCCGGCACAACCUGUCUCUGAACAAAUGCUUCGAGAAAGUGGAGAACAAGGCGGGCAGCUCCUCCCGGAAGGGCUGCCUGUGGGCCCUCAACCCAGCCAAGGUGGACAAGAUGCAGGAGGAGCUGCAGAAGUGGAAGCGGAAGGACCCCGUGGCCAUCCGGAAAAGCAUGGCCAAGCCAGAAGAACUGGAGAUUCUGAUCGGGGACAAGUCAGAGAAGCGCCUGUCCUGCAGUCCAGCUGGCGUCGGGGGUCCCUCCGACUCCGGACAGAUGCCGCUCCAGCCACUGCCUCUCUAUGCCCAGAAUGGGCAGGGGGCUCUGCCCUCCCCUCUGCCGGCCCAGAGCCCCCCGGGAUGUGGGGUGAAGAUGCUGGCAGCCUCCAGGCCUGACCUGCUGCUUCUGGAUGGCGACCUCAGCAUGGAUGUCGACGCCUUGAACCCCUCCAUCACCGGGUUCGACCUCCAAGGGACCCUCUGGGAGGCGCUGAAGGAUGACAGCCUGGCGACGGAGCCCCUGGGCCUCAUCUCGGCCUCCCCGACCGCUGCCCAGCCGGACUUCCUGGCCCCCUGCCCAGCGGAUGCCAACCACGGCGGGGAGAAGCUCCCCCAGCACCACAACUUACCGGAUGUUCAACUGACCACGCUCUACUCCGCCUUCCUGGAACUGGACACGGGACCGGCCCCCACCUACCUGAACCCUUCGGGCUCGAAGCCCAUCGCUCUGGUUUAG